This is a messenger RNA of Centropristis striata (black sea bass), 4269 nucleotides long. RefSeq names its product oxysterol-binding protein-related protein 1-like. Gene Ontology annotation, cellular component: cytosol; intracellular membrane-bounded organelle; membrane. The coding region runs from base 393 to 3296 and encodes 967 amino acids. The record is from RefSeq and is a predicted model, not a curated record. The transcript has 27 exons. NCBI's taxonomy places the organism in Eukaryota, Metazoa, Chordata, Actinopteri, Perciformes, Serranidae. Gene Ontology annotation, molecular function: cholesterol binding; protein binding.
AUUUCGGCUGUGAAGUGUUUGGGUCCCUCAACUCUGUCUCUGUCUAAACCAGCCCAAAGCCUGCGAAAGUUGGGUGAAUUUAGAGUUGAAAAUCCUUAUCUGUAAGUCUGAAGUUGUUAUCGUGUGCUAGUUAACAUUAGUAAAUCAACUAAGUUAAUUGGCUAGUUAACGUUCAGGUGAAUUCGUCCUAUAUCCUUUUGGAAAUAUUGUGUUGUAGUUUUAGUUCCCCUCAAUUAAGAAAUUGGCUGGUAUUUUUUUCCCAAUUUGCCGUCUAAACGUUGUGUUCACCUUAAAUGUACUUUCCUUAAUAACAAGCAUUUAUCCCCAUUAUCUUGGACAGUGUUUUAACGUUACGUCAGCUUUAUUUUAGGGCCAAAGUAGGUGAAGAGGUGAUGGAGGCAGACAGAUUUGAGGAAGAGCUUCUCCUCUAUGCUAAAGAGGGAAGCUGUUCUGAUAUACAAAGGCUCCUUCAGUCGAAAUUCAACCAAAGCAGCUCUCUCAACAUCAACUGUACAUCUCGGUCUAAAGUCAGCUCAGGAUGGACCCCCCUGCACCUGGCCUGUUACUUUGGACACAGGGAUGUUGUAGAAGAGUUACUCAAGGCAGGUGCUGAUGCAAAUGUGCAGAAUAACUUGGGCAACACACCUCUACACAAAGCAGCCUAUACUGGAAGAAAGAUUGUUCUGUUGCUGCUGCGCUAUGAUGCCUGUUCCAACAUAAUCAAUGGAACAGCUCAAAUCCCCAAAGAUGUCACAGAGGAUGAUGAAAUCAUUACAAUGCUGGAGGCUGCAGAGAGAAGAGAGACGAGGCGGCGGGAGGAGAAGCUUUUGGAAGCAGCCAGAGAGGGGGACAUCUCCACUCUGUCUAAACUGCUCAGUGGGAAAGAAGCUCCAGAUAUUCACUGCAGGGACUUGGUGGGGAAUACGCCCUUACACUGUGCAGCCUACAGGGGGCAGAAGCAGUGCAUUAUAAAGCUCCUCAAGUCUGGAGCCAGCCCCAGUACUAAAAACAACAACGACCAGACAGCAUUAGACCUGGUCCGCAGUGAUGAACUGAGGCUGAUUCUGGCAGCCUAUCAAGACAAGGAUGUGAGCAACGGGGUGCAGAAGAUUGAAGGCCCUCUUUGGAAGAGUUCACGUUUUCUUGGCUGGCGAUCCCACUGGGUGAUAAUUGAGGGAGGAACUCUCUCCUGGUAUCCCAGACAGGCUGAUGCGCUGGCUGGUGUCAGAAAACAGGGCUGUACGUCUCUAACGCAAGCCUAUUGCAUGGUCAAACCAUGGGAUCAUUGCUUCUUCAUGCUCAGGUGCUUUGACGACACUGUGCAUAAUUUUAAAGUCUCCUCAAAGACGGAUUCAGUGGCAACAAGAAAAAGAUGGUUGGAUGCUUUUGAGGCACAUUCAUCCUAUAGCACUCGCCACUGCACCCAGGAGCAGAUUAUCAACGAUGUAGAAGGUGAUGGUGGCGAGACAGUGAGGAAUCUGUCACAAGCUCUUCAGGCAGCCAACGCUUCCCAGCAGAAACUGGAGAGUGAAGUGUCAAUAUUUCUCUCGAUGGUGAAGAAUGAGGAGAAUUGUGCACUGGCUGCCCCUCUUCUACUGAAAGCCAAAGAGACGUGUGAGCUCUCCAGUGAAACCUGUUCUGCUCUCCAUCUGUGCCUUGAAUUGCUGUCAAAACAAGAGGAGGUGUGGAGCCUGAAGUUGGAGCAGGAGGUGGAGAAGAACAAAGCUCUGACAGAAGCUCUGCAGACGUUGGCAACUGAGCACCACGAACUCAAGCAGUUCCAGUGUAAGAGCAGGAGGUCGUCCACCCUCAGUACCCUCACUGGAGAUGACUUCUAUGAUGCUGUGUCAGAGUCGGAGUCGGAGCUCUCGGUGAGCGGCUUCCUGUCUGUGGCCAGUUACUCCUGUGAAGAGGACGAAGGGAGAGACGCCCCCCUUCUCAGCAGCCUCCGCCAUCCCAGCGCACCCAGGGGGCCCACCGGCAUGUCAGGGGAGGGUAACCAUGGCAACCAACCCGCCCAGCACAAUGGAGUCAAGAAGCACAGAGCAUCUCUACCGGCUCCCAUGUUCUCCAGGAAUGACGUCAGCAUCUGGAGUAUCCUGAAGAAAUGCAUUGGCAUGGAGUUGUCAAAGAUUGCCAUGCCUGUGAUAUUUAAUGAGCCUCUGAGUUUCCUCCAGCGGUUAACAGAAUACAUGGAGCACACCUACCUCAUCCACCAGGCCAACGCCACAACAGACUCUGUCGAGAGGAUGAAGUGUGUUGCAGCGUUUGCUGUGUCAGCUGUAGCAUCGCAGUGGGAGAGGACUGGGAAACCUUUCAACCCACUGCUGGGAGAAACCUUUGAGCUCAUCAGAGACGAUUUGGGCUUUCGGUGGGUGUCGGAGCAAGUAAGCCAUCACCCUCCAGUCAGUGCCUUUCACGCUGAGGGCCUCAAUGAGGAUUUCGUCUUCCAUGGCUCCAUCUACCCCAAACUCAAGUUUUGGGGAAAGAGCAUAGAAGCUGAGCCCAAGGGACUCAUCACACUGGAGCUGCCCAAAUAUAAUGAAGCUUACACCUGGACAAACCCCACCUGUUGUGUCCACAACAUUAUUGUUGGUCAGCUUUGGAUUGAGCAGUACGGCAGCGUGGAAGUGGUCAAUCACAAGACCGGAGAGAGAUGCAGCAUGACGUUCAAGCCCUGUGGCCUCUUUGGAAAAGAGCUCCAUAAAGUGGAAGGAUACAUUCUUGAUAAAAGCAAAAAGAGGCUCUGUGCAAUAUAUGGCAAAUGGACUGAAUGCCUAUACACGGUAGACCCUGCUAGCUUUGAAGCCCACAAAAAGUCUGACAAAAAGAAUUCAGAUGAAAAGAAGGGCAAUAAACAGAGCAGUGUGGAUGAGGAGCCAGAAGAAAUGCCUCCACCUGAUGCUGAGACGGUCCAGGUCAUCCCAGGCAGCGAGCUCAUCUGGAAGAUAACGCCACGACCGGAGAACUCACCCAAGUUCUAUGCAUUCUCAACAUUUGCCAUGCACCUAAAUGAGCAUGAGAAGAGCAUGGAGGGAGUUAUUCCCCUAACAGAUAGUCGCCUCAGACCUGACAUUCGAGCCAUGGAGAAUGGAGAUAUAGAUUUGGCAAGUGCAGAGAAGAAGAGACUUGAGGAAAAACAGAGAAUAGCCCGUAAAAAUCGCUCCAAAUCAACGGAUGAAUGGAAAACAAGAUGGUUUCAGCAAGGACCCAACCCUCAUAACAAAGCUCAGGACUGGCUUUACUUGAAAGGUUACUGGGACAGGAACUACACUCACCUGCCUGACAUCUACUGAGAAGUAGGAAUACACACUAACACCAUACACAUGGAUAUCUACUGUUACCACCUUUGGACUUUACCUACUGUACUGGGAUUUGUGCAAAGGCUCCUUUGCACAUGCAACAAGGUCAUGAAGUUGAACAGCAUGUAGGGUUUAGAUAAUAUGCUUGAAAAUGUCUUAAAGCAGUAAAACACCAAGUGAACCAAGAGGAAUAUAGUCUUCAAUAGAUGUGUGAAAAUUAAGCACAAAAACUCUCUUUUGCUUAUUUAUUGUGGUUCUCGGCCACUUAAGUAUGGUAUAGGCAUGUAUUGGAAAAACUAGAAUGUAUUUUAGAAAUAUUUAUAAAUAUAUAUAUGUUAGAUAGAUGGAGUGUUUAAACAGCUACCUUGUUUUGUUGUUGGUCGUUCGUCCAUAAUUUGAGCGUGGAAACAUUUUGCUCAUCAGCCUGAGAGCAGAGAAACACAAGGCAACAUCACUACAAACAGCUGCAAUGGAGUGCAUUGUGCAUCCUGAGCACAUCAAUUAGACACUCAAAUAGACCAUUUGGGAACAUUUCUCUUUGUUUUCACUUUGUAGUGCAAUGAGUGGUGCAUAUAAUUAGUGUUCAAAAUCUGAUUGUUUGCAGUCUUUUCCUGUGGAUUGUAAAUCUGUGUCUAAAUGUUUCUCUGCAAAGAUGAUGGCAAGUAAAAUGUUCCCACUUCGGACAAGAAUUGUGGCCAGUACCGCAACACUUAACUUUUACAAUAAAAUGUUUAAAAUAUAUUAUCAUUAAGCCCGGAACUAUGUACUGUAAAGAUGUGUAUAGAUACUAACAGCGUUGCACAUGAGUCUACCUGAGUGUGGACACAGUAGCACUUUUUCUAACUAUUCUAAUGCAGGGACACUGGCUCUGCACUUCUAGAUUUGUGUGUGCGUGUGUAAAAGUCUUGCCAUAGUGAAGUAUAAUUAUCUAUAAUCCUGAUCUAUUUGAAAUCCAGCUAUCACAAUA